Schistosoma mattheei is the source of this 1221-nucleotide messenger RNA. The record is from the annotation of a GenBank genome assembly. NCBI's taxonomy places the organism in Eukaryota, Metazoa, Platyhelminthes, Trematoda, Strigeidida, Schistosomatidae.
AUGAUCAUAGUAACUAUCAUUUUUUUACAUAAUAUUGAAGAAUUUCCAAUCCGGUAUCAAGUCAAUGAAAAAUUUUUAAAUAUAUCUAAUCAUACUACUUUAAUUGAUAAAUUCAAUCAUAAAAAUUAUUAUGAUUAUUUUAAAACAUUCAAUAGAAAUUCUAUUGAAACUAUAUUGGCACCAUUAAAUCAUUGUGAUAUAAAAAUGAAUAAUAAUAAUAAUUUAACACAUAUUAUUAUAUUUAUUAAAUCAACAAUAAAUAAAUUUGAAUUACGUCAAACAUUAAGAAAUACAUGGGCUAAUAAAAAAUGUUAUAUCCAUUAUGGUAUUUAUGCUUAUAUUUAUUUUACAUUAGGUAGAGAAAAUCUCACUCAUUGGUUUAAUUCAACAAUACAAUCGAAAUUAUUGAUAGAACAUAAACAGUAUAAUGAUAUAAUCCAAUUUAAUUUUAUUGAAAAUUAUUAUAAUUUAACUAGAAAAUUAAUUGGUACCAUUGAAUAUGCUACAUUACAUUGUUUAAAUACAAAAUUUAUUAUAAUUAUUGAUGAAGAUUUUAUUGUAAAUCCUAUUCAUUUAAUUAAAUUAUUAUUAAAUAUUAAUCAUAUAGACUAUUCAACAUAUAUUAGUGGUUAUGUAAUUAAAAAUGGUAUACCAUUUCGUGAAAUCAAUAGUAAAUGGUAUAUAUCAAAAUUCAUUUAUCCAUUUGAUUAUUAUCCAAAUUAUCCACUUGGUGGUACAAUUAUCAUUAGUAGAUCAUUAAUUAAUCAAUUAAAUCAAUUAUUAUAUUCUAUUGAAUUAUUUCCAUUUGAUGAUGUAUUAAUUGGUAUUGUAUUAGAUAAAUUAAAUAUAUCAAUUAUACAUAUAGAGAAUAUAUUAUUUUCAAAGAAUAUUAUUGAUUUUAGACAAAAAUUUAUUACAGCACAUUUUAAAGGAACUUCACAUUUACUAAUUAAUUUAUGGAAAUCAUUACGAUUGGAUAAGUUAUGUUAUAAUUAAUUAAUUCAUUAAUAAUAAAUCAUAAUUGAAAGUUUUCAUUGUUUCUAUUAUUUGUUUAAACGAACAUUCAUUCAUAUAUUUGUAAUAUAUCAGAAGGGGGAUUGUGUGGAGAUUUCGAGAUUACUAAUCAAGAUAUACUCACUACUGACUGACUUCAAGAUGUAUGUUCUGGAGUUCUAGUGAGAAGCAGUGACCAGUGGCGUUCAACCGGAUCUGUUGUGAGAU